AUGUCUUCACAGAAUGCAAACCCAAUCGUGUCUACAAGUUGGCUGAACACUGAGCUCAACGAAAAAAAGAAUGAUUUAGCCGUUAUUGAUGCCACUUGGUUCCCAGACAAGGAUGCAUCAGAGGACUUUGCAAAGUAAGUUGCUAGCGCUCUCUAACUCGUGAAGUCGAUUUAUGGCAAGUCUAAGUAAGCUGAUGAGAAAGACGCCUAAAAGAUUAACUGAAAACUGCCUUUGCUCACUAUUUUUCUACUUUAUAAGCAUGCCUUAUUUUAAGUGAAACUCCAGUCGACGGCUAAGAUGAGCCAUGACUCACUCAAAGUUGGAGCCACCAGACCGGAACAUUCAUUUACUAUGGACACACCUUUUAUACAUAUUUCAGUCGGCUUUGAACAAGCUAUCCCUCGUUCAUCUGACUUGAUGAAUAUGAACAUAAAUGUCUAAUACUUUGUCUCCGAGAGUUUCAGUAUUGGAACCGUCGAAUUCGCAGAGGCAAACUUUCACCAGUCAUGCAAAUUAAUCCUCGGCCCCUUAGCCUUCGAACGCAGACGUACUUCCGGUCGUCUCUUUUUUAGUGUAAAAAACAUACAAAAGGUCUACUUAAGCGCGAAGCAAGAUAAAGACAAUUUUUGUAAGAAUCAAUCCCGUACAGCCCUUUGGAUUUAUUAUACAUGUAGCAAUUUCAUACUAUUUCACACAACUGUAGUCUGAAAUGUCAUACGUGGUACCCGGGGGGUACUCCUGGGAAUUCUUGGUGGGGGUGUGCCGCCCGGUUCUUAAAAUCCUGACCCGAUUUCAGACCAAAAAAUUUUAUUUUCCACACCCGUUUUCAGACUAGACCUCUAAAAUCCACACCCGUUUUCAGACCUGGCCUUUAGGCAGAAAUUAUGUUAUCAUUACUUAGAUUAGCGCGUAAACAAAAAAAAAUAUUCAAAUCCGUUUCGAAUUCGCAUAUUUCUGUUAAACAAUAAAAAUGGAAGCGAUGGAAAAUGUUCGCAGUGCACACGUUUUUGACUUAACAUUAUUAAAGGAAUUUUAUUCGGUGUUUGGGAUUUAUUGCAAAAUUCAUUCGUUUCGGAAAAUAUUUAUAGGUUAAGGAAAAAUAUCAUAAAAAGCAAUUUGACUCAUUUUACUUGGUGUUAACUCCUACGCAUCAGCACUGAUUAAAGGACAUCCUCUCCCGAAAUGAGAAAAUAAUUUCUGUUGAUUCAUUCUCUUUGGUCUUGUUAGCCACUUGUGACAAUUGUUACAAUAUAUGUUUGUAAUGGAGUUGUUAUAAGCGUUCUUGUUGAUUGGUUUGAGUAAGCUACUUCACUACUAGUAGGAUUGGUUUUCUAAGUUAAUUGAUGAUCGAUAGAAAGUUUCUCCUGACAUGAAUUCGGUACAAAGGAGAUGUACCAAUUUGGUGCAUCUCCGCGGUAACACUUCUGUUUACGAAAUAUGUUUAAUUAAAGCCUUUGACAGGUGACAAAGCCUUGUUUAUAUUAAGUAUUUUGUCUAGUUUGACAUCCUUGACCUUAAUCUGGUCUCCCUUCGAUAUUUACCAGGAACUACUACCCUGCUUGUUUUUUUAAGAGUUUUAAGCGUGUUUCCUCGAGUUUUUAACCGAAUUCUUGGCAGUGGAUAACUUUAAUUAAGCUUAGUGGUUUUAUAGGUGUUUUUGUAAUCAAACAACUAUUGUUUUAAAUUCUGCUUUGUACUUUGAACUGCAUUUUUAAUUUAUCCUUUAAGUUUGCGAUCACGUUCGUGGUUAAAUUAUGGAAAAGUUGUAGCCAAUCAUCUUCGAUGAAGAAGCUUAACACCUUCUGUAAAUUGACAACAACCUUGGAUUUUCAAACUGUAAUUUUAGUACUUUCCUAUCUGUUAGUAUGAAAAGUCUGUUUACUGGUAUAUACCUUGUAGUUUUUAUAUUGUUCUCCUGGUUUUAUAUUGGCCAGUUGACUUAGGCUUGGCAGUGAAAACUUCGGUUGAAGAGUCAUUUCGACAAAGCAAUUACCUCGAAGGUUUCAUGCUAAUGAAACUGUUUUGGCCAAUCGGAUUAGACUUACGUCAGCAUUCGGCUUACGCCAAGCAACUGGUUUCCUGGCUGAUAUAAAAAUACGUGUAACACUGAUCUAGCAGAGAAUUGUAAAAUACAAGUUGCACUAACUUCGUGACACCUUACGGAAGAAUUAAUGAGAGUCGAUUGAACAAGAACUCGUCUGUCUUGCUGUUUGUUGUUAGAACCUGCUAGUACCCCCAGUAAGGUUCUUCAACAUUUCUCUUUCUUUCUCACUCAUUUGGAAUUGAAACGAUAAAUACGUUCAUACACUCCCGUAGUUUCCUCGAAAACCAUACCCGAUUCCAGACCAAAAUGGGUAAAGUGUAUACACGUUUUCAGACCAAGACGGCGCAAAAUCCCCACCCGAUGGGGCGGCACAUACUUGGAUUACAUCAGGGAGUAAACCCUCCCCCCCACUCCCCUCCCCGGGACGUGGUAUGACAUUUCGGAUUGACACAACUGUUUCUCUCAAAUUUCGUCUUAUUCACAUGCAUGUGUACACAUAAUUUAUGAAAAGACAAAGUGUGAAGUUCCCCUGGGACCUCUAUUGGGAAAACAAAACAUACAAGCUACAGAGCUAUAUUGAGUCGAUACGAAACAUGUUUUCCAACAUAACUGAACACCCAGGGAGAGGGGGAUACCCCGGGAAGCUCCGCCCCGAGGUCUACCCCCUUACUCUUUUAAAUACUAUUUUUGAUAGAAAGGGUACUCCUUUCGUAUACCUUCCAUUGACAAAUGUUACCCUCUUCACAAACCUCGUUAAGAACUUUGCACUCCUUUAACUGCCUCGUUUGCGUAAGUGUUGACAUGCUAAACUCGUUCCCAGGUUCUCUCUAGUUUUACUUCUGCAGAAGCCUAUAUGGCUCCUGACUUUUUCUUUUCUUUCACUUUUAUUUUUAUUUUCAUUUCAUAAUAAAAAGGUUUUGUAUUGUUUUGAAAAUUAACAAAAUGAAUCUAUUUCCAGUUCAAUAAAAAACAAAAUAAUUUGACGUUUUACUUUCGCUUUAUUUUCAAUGCAAAGUAAUUAAAGUUCAAUCUCAAAAUAACAAAUUUAUGUCGUUUUUACGAAUGGCAGUUGUCGGCCUCCACAGAGAUGCCAAAAAGUUACCGAAGAAAUGCGAAUGAAAUGCUUUUUAAAACAGACAAUGUAUGCCAAAAAGUAGAUGCCAAAAGACAAAUGCAAAAUACCGUAUGCCAAAAUACACAUGCCAAAAAUCAAAUGCUAAAGAAAUGUAAACGUAAUCUAUCAAGUAACCAACACACAAAGAAAGUCAUGAAAUAUAAAAACAACUAAGGAGAAAGUGAAUAUGUUACAGUGCCUAAGCAGUUUAAAACAAAUGAAUUUCAAAAUGGAAUGUUUCUCAAGCCUUCUAGUUACCAUAAAUACAGAGGUGAUAAUUUUCAACAUUAGGUUGUCCGUAAUAACGAAACUCAAUCACGAAAUUCAAGAGCAGUGGCACUUAGCACCCCUUCUCGUUUACGAUUCAAUUCAUCCAUGAGCUUGCUCCUAGGAGCCUUUGAUCUAGUCUACUUGCGUAACGACAUAAAGAACGGUACUGGCAGUUCCCGGCCAAGAACAUAUUAAUUUUACUUUUCUGUUUUGAACGGCAGUUCCCGAAUAUGAACAUACUAAUCGGUUUACAGUUUCUUUUUUGAAUGGCAGUUACCGGCCGUGAACAUUAAUUUUACUUCUGUUUUAAUUUCACUUUUAUUUUAAUGCUCAUUUCAUAAUAAAAAUGUUUUGUUUUGAGUUGAAAAUAAAAAAACCCCAGUUCAAUGAAAAAGAAAAUAAUUUUGCGUUUUACUUUCACUCCAUUUUCGAUUCAAAAUAAUUUAAGUUCAAUCUAAAAUUAACAAAUUUAUGUCGUUUUGACGAAUGGAAGUUGUCGGCCACCAUAAUACUGUAAAUUCGUUGUCUUUUUUAAAAUAUGAAGAAAUCACUAAACCAGAAAGUUUUCUCGUCUUUUUAACAUCCAUAAAAUGCAUUUGUUAGCCUCUUUAGGCCUUUAUACAGACCGAAAUGACAGAGUUUCAGCCUCUGUCAACGUACUUGGUAUUUGUUCUUGAAAAAAAAAAGAUCGUACUCAGCAUCUUACGUAUAACUGCAGAUCUCUGGACAGAGUGAAAACUUUUGAUAACGCUGGCUUCUCGUCUACGUAUGGACGGACGAAAAGGGAGGUUUUCGAAUGCAAUGAAAUCAUAUACUAAUAGCUGCCUCGUACCCAGACGUCUCUCUUUCCAUGAAAAUGUGCGCGCAAAGGAAGGCGGGAAGGAGACAACGGGCGUCUGUACCCUUCCAGUGGUCCCUUGCGGUUCAUCACCAGUCGCUCGCCUCUACCUUACGAAAAACGAGGCGCCUGAGGAGGAGGCUGUACAAAUAGCAUUACGCACGCUCUGUAAGGGAUGUUAUCGUAUUUCCAAAGUUUUUGUUUUUUCAUGGACGGGCAAAAAUCUUUCUAAUACGCUAUCUGUGGACGCGCAUUUUCUUGAACACAGAGAAAAAAUCUCUCUUUACACAAAUAUCCGGAUACGCGACUGGACUGUCUCUUCAUCAAGUCCAGUCAAGACAUUUAUAGUGCGGGCUGCUAUCGUUUCGUUUUCCUAUGACAUAGAAAAUGUUGUUUUUAUUUUCUAGAGAGCAUAUUUCCACUGCAACAUACAUGGAUAUGUUUAAGGGAGUAGAGAACACGCCCUUGUACCCGAGGAACAUUCCAGACGCUGCAACCUUCCAAACAAAUGCGAGGGGAAGUGCAGUGAACAACAGCGAUCACGUCAUCGUUUAUGAGGACAUAUUUGGAAACUUCAUGGCUGGCAGAGCUUGGUGGAUGUUCAAGGUGAGUUUCCGAGAAAAAUUCACCAAAUAGAAGUUCAAAGAUGGAAUUAAGUGAAUGUUAAUGCGAAGAAAUUUUAGAAGGUAGCCCGCGACACAGUCAUAAUUGGCCACCAUGCGUGGAACGUCUGCAGUGGGUGAUCCAGGGGAGGGGCCCGCCCCCCCUUAUUUUUAGGCCAAACUGAGGCCCGAAGGGCCGAUAAAAUAAAUUUGAGACCUCCUUCCCCUUAUCUGAAGGUCUGGAUCGUCCUCUGGUCUGUAACUCGACUACUCCACAGAAUUGAGAGUCAGACUACUGCCCGGGGGGGUUGAUUCCCGUAUGAAGUACUAAGUACGCAGUAGAGUUCUCUCCUAAAAGGAUCAAUAUGGCCGUGGCUCAGACUUAAAAUGACCCCUAAAGGAGACCAUAGGAAAAGAGACAACCUAUCCCUGGAGGCAAUAUUAGGAGCUAUGGCUAGUGAUUUACGUUGACGGAAAAUUUGAUUUUCUUUGUAUUUGUUUCUUUGCACACUACCUCAAUUUACUAUACAUGGGUAUAAAUAUUAGCUUUCCGUCCUCAACACACUAAGGUAGGUAGGUAAUCAGAAAAAAAAAUUCAUAUCUCGGCAAGAGAAACACGCUAGCCCCAACAACACUUGGUUUGGUUUCCAUGGAGGACGUAAUCACUUAGUCAGUAAGUGAAAUCAAAAUUUGCAAUUUACCACCUUAGCGUGACCCUGACUGGACAUUCCCGUCUCCUUGAUAUGGGUAUCCCCGCUCACGGUGACUAUACACUUGAAAGAGAAGGCUCUUCAUGCUCUUUUUUAGUUUAAGAAAACACACAAACUUUAGCAAAUUAAAACCUUCUCUUGCUUGCAAAAUAUUUGAAACGAUGAUUUCCCCAAUAUUAUCAUAUAAUAGCGAAAUUUGGUGUGUAUAUGUAAAACAUGAUAUGAAAGCUUGGGACAAUACCCCAACUGAAAAAACCUACUUGAAAUUUUGCAAGCGUUACCUAGAAAUAAGCAAUAAAACUUCAAAUGUUGCAAGUAGAAGUGAAUUAGGACGGUUCCAUUAAUUAUUAAUAUUUGUAAAAACAUCCUUUAUUACAUAUUGUAUCUUCUGCGUAAAAACGAGGAUACUAUUGUUAAACAAGCCUUUCGUACUUCGCUAGAACUUCACUGUAAUGGUGAAAAUAGCUUUUACCAUAAUCGUAUGAAAAUACCUGAAUAUUAUGACCUCCCUGAUUUUGAUCCUAAUAAUUUAAGUGAAGCUAAGAUCAAACACUAUAUAGAUAUAAUAAAACAAAAAUAUAUUACAUAUUGGCAACAUACAAUACAUCAUUCUAAGAAACUACAAUUUUACAGCUUGUUUAAACAUGAUUAUAAAAUUUCAAGUUAUCUAGACUUAAUUAGAAAUUCUGCUAAUAGGAAAAGAUUUAGUGAAAAUUCGUAUAAGUAACCACAAACUCAUGAUUGAAACUGGAAGAUAUAAUCAAACUUCCCGCAACAAUAGAUUCUGCCCUAUUUGUAACUCUGGUAUAAUUGAAGACAAAUUUCAUUUUCUCUUCCAUUGUCCAAAAUACUCAAUCCCAAGGGAGAAAUUCUACAAUCAAAUCCAACAAAAUUUUGUCAACUUUAAUCAGCUAUCUUACACAGAAUUAAUAAUUGAAUUGAUGAAUUCACAGAAUUUUUCCGUAAAUUCACAUUUGUUGAAAUUUGUCUCAUUAUGUAAUGAUUUAAGUAAUAAUUUGUUAUCAAAUCAUGCUGAUGACACUUGAUUGACUAUAGUAAUCAUUGCAUUGCAUUAUCAUUGUUAUGAUUUGUUUGUUUGUUUGUUUGGUUUUUUUUUAUGUUAAAGCUUUUGUAAUACUGUAACUACAUAAUUAUAGUCAUGCAAAUAAAGCUAAUGUUGUUGUUGUUGUUGUUGUUGUUGUCGUAGUACAGGUCUCCUUAAGUGACUUUGGAGUGGCAAGGAGUUUUUAGAGAAGCCGCGUUGAGCACGCAAGUCCCACGUGGUGUCAUUAAAAUAAAACAGCAAUAUUUGCCAACGCAGUUAAGGUGUCUAUUUUCUAAGUGUAAUCAAAAAGCGUGUUUCUGUUUCUUUUUCUUCUUUAUUCAGCUCUUUGGCCAUGAAAAUGUAUCCGUUAUGGAUGGCGGUCUGGCAAAAUGGAAAGGUGAUGGCUUCGAAACAACAACAGCUUUGGCCAAGAAGAAGGUACUCAUCGUCACUUUGCUCAAAUUACUGCCAGGAAACCUUAAUGGCUAGCUUUUUUUAGCUGGAAUAAUUUCUUGUUUUACGUUGUUCUAAAUUAUGAAUGAUUGCUACGCGCCAUAACCAGAGAAUGGUGGGGGGGGAGGGGGUGGGUACUCCUGAUGAUGGCCUAUACGGGAAGGCUCUGCUCGAAAGGGGUACCUUUUUCAGUCUUCAAAAGGGUAAAAGGGUAGGUAGUUCACUAGUGGAAGUAUAUAAAAGGGAAGAGAAAUCUGUCAUUUGGGUCUGUAAAAGGGCUCAAAAGGGCUAACGGAUGAAUUUUGUGGCUUUAAAAAGUCGAGAAAAAGUUCUGGUUUUGUGAUUGAUUCCUAUUUAAAAGACGUCGCAUUUACAGCAGUUCAAAGGGAUGCAAUGUUCUAAACAAGGUAUGUGCAAGGGGUACCAUUUGUCAAUAGAAGGUAUACGAAAGGGGUACUUUUUCCGUGAAAAAUGGUAUGUAAAAGGGUAAAGGGUUGGACCUCGGAUACCCCCUCCCCCGGGCCUUUUCCACCCGUGAUAACAACCUCCCGUCCCCCCAGGGCCUUCCCUUUAGAAAUGGGAGGGGUGAGAAAGGGAAAAGUACCUCAACAAGGCUGUUAUGAUGAGUGGCAGCAUUGAUCUAUCAAACUAUGAGCGCUGAAAAUAUUUCCCAAAUCGAUGCCAGCCGCCAUAUAACUGAAGAUGGGCUCCAGAUUGGCCUCUUAGCUCAGUCAGUUAAAGGUGUUGGUAGUAGUCUAAUUCAGAGGUAGGGACUACCGUAUUUUCAAGCGCCCAGCCUCGAAUAACCGCCUACCCUGUGGGUAGCCCUAAAAAGUUGAUAAGCGCCCGGCCCAGCCUCGAAUAAGCAGCCCUUUCCCCCACCCCCUGGACCCCAAUCAAAAUUGACCUUACUGAAAAAUGAGAUUGAAGUUGACUAAACACUUCUCAGAGAUUUUCCGAAGAACGAGUUUCUUAGUACUUUAUAGAAUUUUUCAAUGAACAGUUGAAAUUCUUUACUUCGACAGUCUUGUUAUUAACUGUUUUGUUAUAAAAAUAAACUCAUGCAAUACUUGCUGAAAAUGGUGAAAAUUUGAUAAGCGCCGUCCUCAAAUAAGCCCCCACUCUCAAGGUCCAAAAAUUUUAGUACCCAGGGAUAAACAUGGUAUACGCGUGAGAUAUAAGUACGUUAACUAGGCCUAAUGAGAAAUCAAAUAGGCACAGAAUCAGUAAUUGGAUUGAAUGGGUUGAACAAAACUAAAUCGAACUAAUACUAAUCUGUCUUCAACCAACAGGAGGGGGAUCUUACAGCAAAGUUUAAUCCAAAAUGGAUCGUUAAGUUUGAGGAAAUGGUUGAAAACCUCACGUCUCGAAAAGCGCAAGUUUGUGACAGCCGUGGCCCUGCUAUGUACAACAAAAAACCAGAUGGUAAUAUGCGUUAUAAUAACUUCAUUCUAUAUUUUCCAAUAAUCUGGUAAGCGCACGAACGGAUCGAGCAAGCGCGACCCUCGAGGAUCUCUAAAAGAAAAUAGAGUGUACGUGAAUAGGAUAGGCCACAUGUAAUGCGAAAUUAUUUUAUGCUCUCAAAGUUGUAUUUAAUUGAAUGAUGUAUUUCAUCUGCACAACUGAUCCGCGAAUAUUUGCCUACUCUUCAGGACUCGGAAAAUUUUUGCAACCUGUUUUCUGAUGGGUCUUCUUGAGCUCUAUUUGCUCCCUUUACUCAUUUAUCCGCCUUAAGCCUGCGACCCUCGCAGUGACUACCGCGCUUGUUCGCGCGCGUGCUCCCAACGACAGCUACCCAUCAUUUUCGCCACUCCCCUCGUGGCUGCGCAGAUCUUUUGCGCGCGCACCACCCAAAGAAAUGAAUCUAGAAGAAUUCGCAAUUAUCGUUGUAACUUGCUUAUGCAACCAGAAGACCCCACUAAAGGCUAUUUAACAAUGAUUCCACGAGUGUGCGUUGGGUAUGAGAUGGAAGAUAACCAACAAGGCGCGUAGCAUCUCAUAUCCAACAAGCGCGAGUGGAAUAACUGUUUUAUUAAUAAAGACGCCCACAAAAUAUCGAGAAUUUUUCCCAACGUUAUUUGUAAGAACAACCGAUUUUCAGCUUGUUUUUAAUUUUGAACAGACGUGUACAGUUAUACCAUAUUUAGAGAGCAUGGCAUAAUGGCUCAUAUACCAUGAUGGCCAAGCCAAUCAGAGCUCUAGAAUUGUAUUAUCCAAUUUUAAUAUAUAGGAUCGGAAAUAAAUUACGACUAAAUAAACUUGCAGUAUGGACUUCGAACUCAGUUGAGGCUUUAAUAACCUCAUUUUUCACAUGUUUUUUCCUUAGAUCAGAAUAGUGGACAUUAUCCGGGAGCAGUUAAUAUUCCCUAUCCUAGUCUGUUCAACUCUGAAACCAAAGCUCUCAAAACUGUUGAUGAGCUCAAGAAAGGUAAACUUUUGUACAACUUUAAUUUGCUUUAUAGGUAGUUUUGGCUCAUGGGUCAUGUCACAAUUUAAUAAAGCUGAUGAGCAUAGGCAGCCACUUAGAGCUGACGCUGGGUCACACUUCUUUAUACAAGAUAGAAGGGUAAAAGCUCUUUAUUUGUGUAGCAAUGUGUUUAGCACCAAAGUACGAAUUGGUUACACUAUUUUUAUGUCUCCAACUGGAGACGGGACAGGUAUUUUACGUGUUAAUCGACCGAACCACACGAAAGCCUUGCCGUUUGCAAGACAAAGGCAGUACCUUCAUUUCUCGGUGUUUCAGGAGUUCUCUCGGAGGUUGGGAUGAACACCUGCUCUGUUGGGUUAUUUGUGCGUGUUGAUGUCUUGAAAACUUUGUUUUUUAUGCUGUGAGAAUAAGCCCCGCUGCUUGUUAGUUUGCCAUUAAUCGUUAUUUAGCCAAGCGCGAAUCGAACGUAAAUCGAAAAUGGUUUCCUCCGGUGAAUAAACAAGGGAGUGGAAAGAUUUCUGUGAAUGCAAUACAGCAAAGUUCAAUCCAACCUCGUUCCCAGGGUUCUCUCCUAGCCGCUCGAGAUCCCUGGGAACGAGGUUGAGUUCAAUCAAGUAAUUAGUAUGACAUGCCGGUGCUGAAUUCCCAAAAUUCCUUUUACAAUUUAUAGUGUACUCUGAUGCUGGUAUUGAUCUCAGCAAGCCUGUGAUUGGAAUGUGCAUCGGUGGCAUGUCCUCGUGUACCUUGGUGCUGACGGCACAUCUCUGUGGAUGCCCGGAUGUGGCUCUGUAUCACGUGAGAAAAAUUGAGUGUUAACCUCCUCUCCAGGCUUCUCUCCUACCUGUCCCAUGAGCCUCGUUCCUUGGGAACGAGGCUGAAUUCAUGAUCAGUGUUUUCUUUACCCUCGGACGGAUGUUCAAUAGGCCAAGGCUCACCCCUUUAACACCCCACCCCCCGAACCAAAAGAGAUGUUUUGGAUGUGUUCAAAGCCAUUGUAGGGAAAACCGCACGUUAAGGAAAUUCACGAAGCACGGAACGAAUCUGUAUAAAGACAAAAUAUAUUAAUAUACAUAAACUGCUUUAUAUUUGUUUAUAAAAUUGAUUUGUCAUGACAAGGCCAGGCUAAAAACAUAAGGUACAUUAAUGUUUGUACCACUUUGAAAUGAAUUCUAGAUUAAAAACCUUAUCUCGCAGUACUUGAAUAGUGCAAAACAAAGAGAAAUGAUCUUCCGAAGUUUUUGAAACAUACCAAAUAGUAUUCUGACUUGAUAAUUGUUAUCGUUUACGGUUAAUUGUGUUCCAUGUUCUCUAGUACAAUGCAAGGUUCUGAAAUCAAAGCACUUUAAUAUCUUUGCAGGGAGGCUUCAUGGAAUGGAAAGGAAGAGCAGACCCAAGUCAAAUUGAAUAAAACUAAGCCUGGUAAAAUUAUUUAGGGAACUGAAGAGGUUCAGUUGAUCGACUUACGAACCACUCAUUUUUCUCUGUGAGUCUUCUGUAUCAUUCCUAGCAGAACUGUUCUUAAUCAGUACUGUGGUUUCAAACAGGUGCAUUAAAAUAACACUAAUCCUAGC
Molecule: messenger RNA, 11075 nt
Organism: Porites lobata
Lineage: Eukaryota; Metazoa; Cnidaria; Anthozoa; Scleractinia; Poritidae
Source: the annotation of a GenBank genome assembly